Adineta steineri is the source of this 1083-nucleotide messenger RNA. The record is from the annotation of a GenBank genome assembly. Lineage: Eukaryota; Metazoa; Rotifera; Eurotatoria; Adinetida; Adinetidae.
AUGGGCGCUGAUACUAUAAAAGAUUUCAUAUGGAGGAAAGAUUUGUUUUAUGUUGAACAACCAUUUCGUAAGGCAAAUAUCGAACAAAUGGGAAAGAAGAAGAAGAAAAAGAACAAUAUGAAACGAACUCAUGACGAAGCAUUUGAAGAAUCACAAAAUGAUUUAGUAUUAAAACUUAAUCAAGCAGUAGAUUUUUGUAAAAAUAAACUAUUAUCUAAUAAUGAGAUUUCAUUAAUACAAAGUGAACAUACAUUUAAUGAUGUUCCUUUUGCUGAAAUAGCUACUCAACAAAGUGAUAAUAUUCGACCCAUUCAACAAAUUCCUCUAACUGAUUAUUUUCUUCGUGCAUCAAAAUUGGGUAUACAAACAAAUAUUCUUUAUACACAUGAUAAAAUUCAUCCAAGUUUAAUUGAUACUGCUAUUGGCGGACAAAUUUUAUUACCAGAAAAUUGUCGAUUUCUAUGGUCUGAUAUGAAAAAUGCAAGGUUACUUGUAAGUGAAGGAACAAAAUAUUCAUUUAUUGUCCUUGAUCCUCCAUGGGCAAAUAAAAGUGUAAGACGAAAACAUCCUUAUAAUUGGUCAGAUUUUACUGAUAUUAAAAAUUUACCUGUUGAAAAUUUAAUUGAUCAUACAAAAUCAUCAUUAAUUUGUUGUUGGUCAACUAAUUGUGAUAAAGUUGAAGAAUUUAUAAAAAACGAAUUAUUUACUAAAUGGAACUGUCAAUAUUUAACAACUUGGUAUUGGUUAAAAGUAACUAGAUCUGGUGAACCUGUACUUGAUUUAACAUCAUUAGAUAAAAAAUCUUAUGAAACAUUGAUACUUGGUUAUACUGGAGAUGAUGAUGAUGAUCGAUUUAGUUCAUUAAAAAAUACAACAAAAAUUAUCUGCAGUAUUCCUGCAUUGAUUCAUUCGACAAAACCAGCUUUGCAUAUGUUAUUUCAAAAUUUAAUUAACUUUCCAAAUAAUGAUAUAGAUCAUUGUUUAGAAAUUUAUGCGAGAAAUUUAUUACCUAAUUUUACAUCUAUUGGAAAUGAAGUUUUAAAACAUCAAUCUAUCGAUUUAUUUGAAGAGAUAACUAUCUAA